Messenger RNA from Triticum aestivum (bread wheat), 611 nucleotides. Its product is annotated as 16.9 kDa class I heat shock protein 2-like. Bases 35 to 490 code for a protein of 151 amino acids. The record is from RefSeq and is a predicted model, not a curated record. The transcript has a single exon. NCBI's taxonomy places the organism in Eukaryota, Viridiplantae, Streptophyta, Magnoliopsida, Poales, Poaceae.
CUUCCCCGAGCCACAAACCAAAGCAACACCGACAAUGUCGAUCGUGAGGCGUAGCAACGUGUUCGACCCAUUCGCCGACCUUUGGGCUGACCCCUUCGACACCUUCCGCUCCAUCAUCCCGGCGAUCUCAGGCAACAACAGCGAGACAGCCGCGUUUGCGAAUGCCCGGAUGGACUGGAAGGAGACCCCCGAGGCGCACGUCUUCAAGGCCGACCUCCCCGGCGUGAAGAAGGAGGAGGUCAAGGUGGAGGUGGAGGACGGCAACGUGCUCGUCGUCAGCGGCGAGCGCACAAAGGAGAAGGAGGACAAGAACGACAAGUGGCACCGCGUGGAGCGCAGCAGCGGCAAGUUCGUCAGGCGCUUCCGCCUCCCCGAGGACGCCAAGGUGGAGGAGGUGAAGGCCGGGCUGGAGAACGGCGUGCUCACCGUCACCGUGCCCAAGGCCCAGGUCAAGAAGCCCGAGGUGAAGGCCAUCCAGAUCUCCGGCUGAGUAUUCGGGUCAGAGCCAGUGUGGUUCAUGUGCGUGCGAGUUCUGCAGCCUAAAAGUAUGCUACAGUUGUGUCUUUGUUCUUGCCGAGUCUGGUCUCUGUAUUGCGUUUCUUUUCCCUGUC